Messenger RNA from Leptinotarsa decemlineata (Colorado potato beetle), 1904 nucleotides. RefSeq names its product eukaryotic translation initiation factor 4B. The record is from RefSeq and is a predicted model, not a curated record. Gene Ontology annotation, molecular function: RNA binding. NCBI's taxonomy places the organism in Eukaryota, Metazoa, Arthropoda, Insecta, Coleoptera, Chrysomelidae.
GUUCCCAAAUUUUUAUUGGCAAACCUUAUUUCUACCGGAAAUUCUUCCCUACACGUCGCAAUUCAAUAUCUGCCAUUUAUUUCUUCCGUGGAAAUAUGGCUUCAGGAAAAAAGGGAAAGAAAGCCAAAGGCAAAACUUUGAACCUCAACGACUUUCUGCAGGAAAAUGCUGGAUCUAUACCUGUUCAACCUAUCAGAAAAUCCAACCUCAACUGGGCUGAUGAAGUGGAUGAUUAUGAUGGGUAUGACAGGAAACCUAUCAACGUGGUGCUACCCACAGCACCAAAAGCCUCUCGAGAUUAUGACGAUAUAACUGACAAGGUUCCCAAAGAUCCGCCGUACUCUGCUUACCUAUCCAAUUUGCCUUAUGAUGUGGAUGAGGAUGAGAUUGCCGAAUUCUUUAGGGACAUGAAGAUAGCAAAUAUGAGAAUUCCUAAGGAUGAUCGAGGCGGAGAAGCAAAAUCUAAAGGUUAUGGUUAUGUAGAAUUUGAGGACAGAGACAGUCUUUUAAAUGCACUUGUUUUACCUGAUACGACAUUGAAAAAUAGAAGGAUUAGGAUAGAAGUUGCUUCGAACAUGGACAACGACCGCCGAAGAGGAGGACGCAUGGAAAUGGGACGUGACCGAGGAGAGAGAAGCGAAUCUUUUGGCGACUGGCGGUCAGGUCCCCGAACUGAAACUAACGACAAUGAUAGGCGAGGCGGUAGUUACAAUAGAGAUAGGGACGGUGGUGGAUUCACUAGAGACAGGGACGGCGGAAGUUUUAAUAGAGACAAUAUGCGAGGCGGAGAUAGAGAAGAAAGAAGUUUCAGCAGGGAAAAUAUGCGUGACAGAGACCACGGUAGAGACAGAGAUAAUUUUAGGAGUGCCAGAGAAAGCGAUGAUAAGCCGGGAGCUUGGAGGAAUGGAGAGAGGAACAGAGACCAGGAUAGAGACAGAGGUUUCAAUCGCGAUAGAGGAAAUUACAGAGACUCCGAUAGAGGAAACUUUAGAGAUUCUGAUAGAGGAAAUUUCAGAGAUUCUGAUAGGAAUAGGUUUGAUGAUAGAGAUGACAGAAGAGGAGGAUAUGGUUCGAGGAGAUAUGAUAAUGAUAGAGACCGUGAUAGAAAUGAUGGCUUUACAAGAAGAGAUGAUAGGGAUUCAGAAAAUGCUCCACCAGAACCGCGUGAGAGACCAAGGUUGAUGCUGGCACCCAGAUCGAAACCAGUGGAAACCUUACCUGUGAAAACUGAGACAGUGCCUUCAGCUUCGAUAUUUGGUAGCGCCAAACCUGUAGAUACAAGUCAGAGAGAAAGGGAAAUUGAAGAGAAAUUGGCAAAGGGGCAUUCCGACAAGCCAAGGGAAAGUAGUCCUGAUAAAAAAUAUCCUAGUUCAGACGAUGGAGAUAAAAAAGAUGUUGAAAGAAGCAGGCCUUCACGUAAAAUAGAAAAUAGUCCGUUAAGAGAUAGGGAUAAUAAAGAUGGUCCACCACCGAGGAGAAAUUAUGAUGACAAAAGAGGACCUUCUAGGACUGAACAGAGGUCACCAGAUAAAACUGAUAACAGACAUAGAAGUGAGAGGUCUGACAAACCGAGGCGUGAAGAGAAAAGGGACAAGGAAAUGCCAAAACUUGCAGAAUUGGAACCACCAAAUUUUGCUGCUAAUAAUAAAUUCGCAUUUUUGGACCCUGAAGAUGGUUUGGACUAACAGUUUUUUGUGAAUAUUGUAGAGGUGUACAUACUUUCAUAUGUAAUAAAAUAAAAAUUUUAAUGUAAGUGGUAAUCAUACGUAUUUUACAUAUUUAUUGUUUUAGUGAUAGAAAUAUAUUUUUUGUUAAAAUACAAAACUCUUUGUAUGUGUAUAAUCUUUGCUGCAAUUUUUUUAUUGUAAUUUGUUUUGAUAAAUUACAUUUUUUCAUUGUAUUGA